This is a messenger RNA of Triticum turgidum subsp. durum (durum wheat), 1065 nucleotides long. The record is from the annotation of a GenBank genome assembly. Lineage: Eukaryota; Viridiplantae; Streptophyta; Magnoliopsida; Poales; Poaceae.
AUGGGCGGACCUUUGGUAGACUGCAGUGCUGAAGGUGUGAGCAGCAGCUCAUGUCUCAGCCGCAGCACCUGUGGAAAAGCAGGUUUUGAGCACAGCUCUUGUGCUCUCCCUGAAGAUGAAAAGUUUGAAGCUGGAAUAGCAUGUGUGAAAGGUGAUUUGGUUGUCAAGGAAAUCAGUUUGGCUCUUGCUGAGGUGAUGCGUGUCUAUAAUGACAAUGAUGAUGAAGAGACAGAUCUGAGUGAAGACUCUGACGAAAAUGGGGAUUCACUUUCUGUAGAAUCAGAUUCGGCUGAUGAUUUGGUUGAUAUUGACACUGAAGUGGUCACAUCGUCAGCCUUCACUGCUGGGAAUGCGUCUGAAUCAUCAACUGGAAAUUCAGAGAAUGGAAAUUCCUCAACCACUGGGACUCAACUGUUGGUUUCCGCAAUGAAAGGAAGCCGUGCAAAGCGGGGAAUUGUGACAAAGUUGAGUGUUUCAUGGGCCCCUGACGUAUAUGAUCCUCCUGUUACUUCUGACUCACACACAGUGAAGCCGCACCAGAGAAGUUCAAGGAAGAGCCACUACAAAUACAAGCCCCCAAAGGGCGGCAGCGGCAGCAGCAGCCGCAGCAGCAGUGGCAGCAAAAAGGAAAAGAAGCAUUCUCACCACAGCAGCAGCAGCAGCAGCAAGAGAGAUAAGAAACCUUCCUACCGCAGUAGCAAUGGCGGCAGCAGCAGAACCGACACUAGUGAUCCUCAACAUCGGAAGGCAUAUGGCAGCAGCAUUACCAGCAGAACUGACACUAGUGUUCCUGAAUAUCACAAGUUGUCGCCGUGGCAGCCACUGGCUAGUGCCGCCGUGGAAGAAGCCAUGCCCCCCGUACCUGUACUGAAGGCCAUGGAACAGAUCAAACGCAGUUCCAGCUGCUGCAAGGAGCCGCCGAUAAGCAUGAAGGCCAUGGAACAGAUCAAGCGUAGCUCCAGCUGCUGCAAGGAGCCGCCGAUAAGCAUGCUAUCACGCCAAUUCGUGGCUGCCAAGUACAAAGGGAUGUUUUCCUUCUUGAGUCAGAACCAACUUGCUUCUUGA